AUGGCUGACCUUGAUGAGGCUAUCGAGCUCCAUCGGGAUGCAUUACUCCUCCGUCCCCCCGAUCUUCUUGUUGCUAAAUCAUGGGCGGCCUUCGCUGACACCCUCAAUCACGCAUCUGCAUUGCUUGCCUAUAAGACUGCAUUGAGAUUCCUGGAUCAGCAAGUAGCUCUCUUGUCGCCUUCUUUCCAUCAUUUCGACGUCAUCAAGGAGGCUGUUUCUUCCCUUGCCACAGAUGCUUUUUCAUGCAGCGUUCGUCAACAUGCACUGACGACUGUGGUGGAGCUGGUGGAGCAAGGUCGUGCAGUUUUCUGGACCCAGUUGGCACGCUUCAGCACACCGCUGGAUGAACUUUCUGUUUCAGGUGACACGGGCGCGGCCUUGGCAGAAGAGUUCAAACGGUCGAGUUUUCGCAUUCGUAAUGCGUUUGAUCAGUCUACUGAAGACCGGUCUUCACAAAUUCGGCAACUGACCAUGCAAUGGGAUGACGUGGUUUCACGGAUCCGCAUGCUUCCCGACUUUUCUCGAUUUCUCCUGCCUCCCCUUUUCUCGGACCUGCAGAAGGCGGUCCUGUCAUCAUUGUCAAUGCUAACCGAAGUUGUUGAUUUGUCCUCCGAGUUUCAGUCCCUUACAAAAGAAUUUGGUUCUUUUGAUACUAAACUCCAGCUUGUCAGCAUCCUUCGUAAAAUUUGGCAUAAGGUCGUUGGCCCCGUAGUACAAGCCCUUAGGGUGUCAAAUGUUCGCCCUAAUUCGCGCAUCUGGUGGUGUCCCACUGCUGAGUUCGCGCUGCUCCCUCUACAUGCAGCAGGAGCUUAUGAGAAGAAGAGAGAUAGUUUGUCUCACAUAUACAUCUCCUCGUACACCCCCACUUUGGCGACACUUGUUCGUGCAAGACGGCAGGUUUCUCGAGAUGCCUCUCCGCAACAUUUUGUUGCCAUUGCUCCCGAGAUAGCCGUUCUCACCAAGCGUCUCGCGCCCGUCGUGUCGUCCUUCACGCGGCUCGAGGACAGCGAUGCAACGGUCGAGGGUGCAUUUGAUGCGUUGAACCGUAACCAGUGGCUUCACAUGGCCUGCCACGGAAUGCCUAAUCGACGACAACCAUUUGAAUCUUCCUUCGCAAUGCGUGAUGGGCUGUUGAUGAUCAAGGACAUCAUCCGAUCCAACUGGCAGGACCCGCAGUUCGCAUUCUUAUCGGCUUGCCACACUACCGUGGGCGAUGAGAAGAGUCCUGAUGAGUCGAUCCAUCUCGCUGCUGCAAUGCAAUUCUCCGGAUUCCGCAGUGUGAUUGGUUCCAUGUGGUCCGUCGACGAUGAGGUUGCACAGGAGGCUGCGUCUGGGUUUUACGAGAAUCUGAUCGACAUAUCAGGGAGAUUGGACUGCACGCGCGCUGCAAUGCCAUUGCACAAGGCUUUGAAGAAAUUGCGGCGCAGUGGUAUUCCAUUGGAACAGCAGAUUGUAUUUGUUCACAUCGGUGUGUAG
Molecule: messenger RNA, 1476 nt
Organism: Suillus fuscotomentosus
Lineage: Eukaryota; Fungi; Basidiomycota; Agaricomycetes; Boletales; Suillaceae
Product: CHAT domain-containing protein
Exons: 4
Coding region: 1-1476 (491 amino acids)
Source: RefSeq, a predicted model, not a curated record